Polypterus senegalus (gray bichir) is the source of this 2496-nucleotide messenger RNA. RefSeq names its product extracellular calcium-sensing receptor-like. NCBI's taxonomy places the organism in Eukaryota, Metazoa, Chordata, Cladistia, Polypteriformes, Polypteridae. Gene Ontology annotation, molecular function: G protein-coupled receptor activity. Gene Ontology annotation, cellular component: membrane. The record is from RefSeq and is a predicted model, not a curated record. The transcript is spliced from 6 exons. Gene Ontology annotation, biological process: G protein-coupled receptor signaling pathway. The coding region runs from base 1 to 2496 and encodes 831 amino acids.
AUGAAUAGCCUGUAUAAAAAAGGAGACAUUAUCUUAGGAGGCAUAUUUGAAAUAAGUGUAAAAAUAAUCUCACCGGAUUUGUCUUUCAGAGUAAAACCCGAGCAAUGGAAGUGUGAUGGAUUUGAUGUUGCCAUAUUUCAGAGAGCACAAGCAAUGGUUUUUGCUAUUGAGGAAAUAAACAGAAAUGAAACUCUGCUGCCUAAUAUUACUUUAGGAUACCGACUGUAUGACAACUGUCAAAAGAUACCAACAGCCCUCAGAGCUGCCACUGCUCUUUUUGCUGGAAUGGAUGAUACAAAGGAAGAAUUUAACUGCUAUGGAUCUCCUCCUGUUCUUGCAAUUGUUGGAGACCCUGCAUCAACACAUUCUAUUGCAAUAUCACGGAUAGUCAGUUUGUUUCGGAUUCCUAUGGUCAGUUAUUAUGCAACAUGUUCCUGCUUAAGCAACAAACAAGAGUUUCCAUCAUUCUUUAGAACUGUUCCAAGUGAUACCUUUCAGAUCAAAGCUAUGAUUCGAAUUCUUAAACAUUACAAGUGGACCUGGGUAGGUGCUUUAGCAGGCGACGAUGAUUAUGGGCAGAAUGCAGUGAAAUUGUUUAUUGAAGAAGUCAAAACAUUUGGAUGCAUUUCUUUCACAGAAACCAUUCCCAAAGUAAUAACACAGUCAAGGCUGCUUCAAAUAGUAGACAGAAUAAAACGUUCAACUGCAAAAGUGAUUGUUGUUUUAUCAUCUAGAGUUGAUUUUACUCCUGUGGCAAUGGAAGUGGUUAGACAAAACAUCACUGGGAGGCAAUGGAUUGCAAGUGAGGCAUGGGCUACCUCUGUGGCCCUGGCCACUAAAGAAAACUUUGCUUGUUUAGGAGGGACUAUUGGAGUUGCAAUACGUAGAGGAGAAAUUCCAGGAUUCCAAAACUUUCUUCUUCAGGUGCAUCCUGAUGUUAAUCCAAACACGAGGCUGCUAGUUCAAUUCUGGGAGACAAUGUUUGGAUGCAGUUUUCAAGGAGGCAUACAUGGGCAAAAUGUAUCUGUUGACCACUCAAUAUGUACAGGACAUGAGAACAUCAGCAGCACUAAAACUGGAUACAGUGAUGUAUCACAAUUAAGAGGUUCCUAUAACAUUUACAAGGCAGUGUAUGCAUUGGCACAUGCACUUCAUAAUUUAAUGUCUUGUGAAAGUGGAAAAGGACCCUUUGAAAACCAUACAUGUGCAAAUAUUACAAGUAUACAGCCCUGGCAGCUUUUCCAUUAUUUAAUGAAAGUGAACUUCAGUAAUCAUUUGGGAGAAAGAAUAAUGUUUAAUGAAAAUGGAGAUCCUCCAGCAAUCUAUGACAUAAUGAGCUGGCAAAUGGAUGAACAUGGUGAAGUCAGAGUGAAAACUGUUGGUCUUUUUGAUGAAUCAGCUGGUGCAGGGAAUGACCUCAUGCUGAAAGAGGAUGAAAUAUUUUGGAACUUUGAUUUUGGGAUGGUACCAGAGUCUAUGUGCAGCAAAAGCUGUCGACCUGGCUCAAGAAAAGCUACAAGAAAAGGAGAACCUGUUUGCUGCUUCGACUGUGUACCUUGUGCUGACGGAGAGAUUAGCAGUGGCAUUAAUUCCAUUGAAUGUGUCAAGUGUCCAGCAGAUUUCUGGUCAAAUCCAAGCAGAACACAGUGCUUGCCAAAAGAGAUCGAGUUCCUCUCUUAUGGAGAUCCAAUGGGAAUUACCUUAACAACAGUUUCAUUAUUUGGAGUUUGCUUAUCAAUCUGCGUUUUAGUGGUUUUCAUCUUAUACAGGAACACUCCUGUAGUAAAAGCCAACAAUUCUGAACUAAGUUUCCUUUUGCUGGUAUCCUUAACAUUUUGCUUUCUUUGCGCCUUAUGUUUUAUUGGACAGCCCACCGAUUUAACUUGCAUACUGAGGCACAUAGUGUUUGGAAUCAGCUUUGUUUUGUGUGUUUCUUGUAUUCUUGUAAAAACAAUUGUGGUCAUAGUGGCUUUUAAAGCCACCUUGCCGGGAAACAACAUGAUGAAAUGGUUUGGUGUUUCUCAGCAGAGAGGCACCAUUUUUCUGUUCACAAUAAUUCAGUCUAUAAUAUGUAUCAUAUGGCUGUCCACUGCACCUCCAAGUCCAGUGAAAAAUACAAAAUAUCAAAAUGAAAAAAUUAUAUUUGAAUGUGAUAAUGGCUCUAUAGUAGGGUUUAGCUCUGUAUUGGGGUACAUUGGGCUAUUAGCAUGUACCUGUUUUGCAAUAGCUUUCCUUUCAAGAAAUUUGCCAGACACUUUUAAUGAAGCCAAGUUCAUAACAUUUAGCAUGCUACUCUUUUGUGCAGUUUGGAUAAGUUUUAUCCCUGCUUACAUCAGUUCUCCAGGAAAGUAUACAGUAGCUGUUGAGGUAUUUGCAAUCUUGGCCUCAAGCUUUGGUCUACUUCUAGCAAUUUUUAGUCCAAAAUGUUUUAUUAUUUUACUGAAGCCAGAGUUAAAUAAUAAAAAGUCAAUAAUGGGAAAAGUAAACCCUAAAUAA